Messenger RNA from Nomia melanderi (Alkali bee), 2642 nucleotides. RefSeq lists its product as uncharacterized. Lineage: Eukaryota; Metazoa; Arthropoda; Insecta; Hymenoptera; Halictidae. Gene Ontology annotation, molecular function: RNA polymerase II cis-regulatory region sequence-specific DNA binding; DNA-binding transcription factor activity, RNA polymerase II-specific. The record is from RefSeq and is a predicted model, not a curated record. Gene Ontology annotation, biological process: regulation of DNA-templated transcription.
UAGUCGCUGCCCCGUGUUUGCAAACUUGGAUUUUCGUGUGGCGACUCCGCCAGGCGCCCUUUGUUGUGCCGACCGUCAAACUCGGCCUGAGGUCGACUAAACAGUGUUUCUUCUCAGUUACGGUUGACGCGCUGUGAAAUGUGUGUCGUGUGUUCAGACAACGUUGAUAACGUCGGCUACCAAAAUUCAUGGUGUAAGACGGAUAAUUGAAAUUCACGCCCGAGGGCAACGAAAAUUUUGAUCGCAUUCCGAGUGGACAGCACGUGCACCGUAGUAAAUACAAUUUCCUGUCUCUUCAAAUUGCUCGAGUUAUUGUACAUUCGCAUUGCGUGCCCAAGAAUAACUUCUUCAACUCGCCGAAUGUUGUAAUAUAUAUGAAAAUGAGGGUGAAGACAAUGCCACGACAGCGAAUAUAUCACGGGAACAAUAAUUUCGAAUCCGUAUCUGAAAUUAUCAUUAGAAAAUCAGAUAAAUCUUCGAAUAACGACGUGAAACCGCGAUUGAGGGGUGCUGAAAAGAUGUUCGAUGCAUCGAGCAAAGAGGAGAAUAAUAAUUCUAAAGAGAAACGAUCGGAUCAUUCCGAUGUAAACGAAGAGAAGAAGAAGGAAACGUUGAAUUGUACCGCGGAAGCAUUGGACAUGACGAUUAAACAUAAGGUUAACUCGUCGCAGGAAAAUUUAUCGAAUCGACGCUCGAUAGUUGGAGCACCGAGUUCUGAAUAUUCUGAUGUAUCCUCUAAGAAGGACCUAACGGAAACGAUCUACAGUGACAGCAAUAAUAAUGUAAAAUGCGACAAAUUGGUGUUAUCUCCAAUAGAAUCGAGAUGCUGCCCUUUAGCUGGCCCUUCGACCGUUGUACGUUCGCCGAGGUGCGAAGGGGAAUCAAAAUCCUCCGUCCAGGACGAUGACAUCCCAGCCGAAGCUGUUAAUCUGUGCAAGAAGGACCAUCAAGACGAAGACGUGUCGAAUCCCAGUGGAGAAGCCGAUGGGAAGCUAAAGGACACUUUCCUUUAUAAAAUCAUGACGGACCCGACGUUCCUGGAGAACAUACAGAAACACAAGCAGCCUAGAAAGUACUCGUGCCAGUUUUGCAAGCUGGAGUUCGUGAACGGUGAUGAGCUGGCUGAUCACAUGGACGUGAAGAAGGACGAGUCGAAUCAGGUAGUCUGCUGCGCCUGCAAGAAAACGUUCGCACAGAAACGUUACCUCAGGUAUCAUCAAAGAUGUCACUCGGAAAGGACCAAGUUCACCUGCGAUAUCUGCACUAAAAAGUAUACUAGGUUGGAUAAUUUGACUAGGCACAACGCAUUUCACGUGAACCCCGAUAAGUUCUCGUGCACUUACUGCGAGAAAACCUUUGCGAGAAAGGAUCUACUGAACAAGCACUUAAAGUGCCAUGAUAAUAAGUAUCGAUUUUUCUGCGAGUUGUGUCAGAAGUAUUUCAAAGGCCCUCUCACGUUGGACAAUCAUAAAAAGAUGUUUCAUUCAGUUUAAUAAUAAGUCUUUGAUAAUUAAUUCCUAUCCUGCCUCGAAAAUCUAAAACUAUUUGAUCGAGAAGGGAAGGAUAUAUACAAACUAUAUAGUAGGGUAAAAGAUAAAUUAAUGUAUUUAUUGAGCAUUUAAGAACCAGAAUUAUUUACGUCCAAAAAUCCUAUUUCAAGUGACGAGGAUUUAAUGUUGGAUUAAUUAUAUUAGGGAUACGGGAUACUUUUGAAACUUUGUCGGAAAGUAGAUCUCUGUACAAAACAUUUAAUUCUACUGUAAUUAACAGCUCAGUUGAAGAACUUUUAAAGUGAAUUCAUUUUUUAAAAUAGGAUCUUACACCAUUUGUUACUUUGAGAAUUCAGCUGUAGCUAUAACUUAAUAAUUAAACAGGUCUAAAACUUUUUAAAGUCUCAAUAUUAAUAUUAUAUAAGACUUCCUAUGUUUGUUCAAUGUUAUUUUCGGGUUUGCAAUAUAUUCUAGAACAAGUUUUUAAUUAUAAUUAAAAAAGAUAUAGAAUAAUUUCACCUAAGUAAAAGAAAAUUCAUUGCAAAUAUAAAACUUGUAUGUCAUUAAAUAGAUAUACUAUAUACCUAUUAGUUCAAAGUUAGAUGGAGGAGAGAAUAAAUUAUACCGCCCACUUGUAUCAUUAUAUUAAUUAAGAUUAAUAUAAAUUGCCCAAAAAUAAUAUUUAUGAAAUCUGAAACUAUUCAAACUAUACCAUAAAUUGAAUACUAAUACUAGGUUUUGAUUGAACAAUAGAAUAAACUGCACAGCAAAUGCCCGUAAACCUAGUUAAUCAGUUUCUUAUUCAUAUGAAAAAGAAUCAACUCGAAGAAUAUACUCAUCGCAAAUUCGCGAGUCAAUUAAUCACUUAAUUUUCUCAUAACGGUUACACCUUUUACGAAACGCUAAACAGCGACGAUGGUGUGAAUAAAAACUUUGCUGUUUCGAAAGCUGUGUACGAUAGUCUCACCAUAACACCAAAAGUAUUGAAUAGAAUCGCUUGAUAAUCAACCAAAAAGAAAAAGAAAAAGAAAAUCGAGUGUCUAUUCAAAAGGAGUUACUCUGUUCACGGCGCACACAGUGCAACGAAUACACGUACUUUUAAGAAAAAAAUAUCCUUUGCCAUUAUUCCACAUUUCUAAGAACAUCAAAUCA